UGCCAAUGUUUCGAUCUUUAUUGAGUUCAUCAUCAGACUCAAAGUGUUUGUUUUCCGCGUAAUUGUGUCAUUCUUGUGUGUCGUGUUGAGAGUGUAUACAUUUUAUGUGGCGUGUAUGUUCUGGUUUUAUGUGUGGCGAAACAGACGACACACAUUUAUUAUGACGAAGCCUCCGAUGGAUCUAAAACAGUUCAUGCUGCGGCAACGAGUGCUCAAGCUUUACAGGGAUAUCUUCAGGUCUAUAAAAGAGGUACCUUCAAAUGAGGACCGAAUAGAGCUAAAGAAUUGGGCUAGGAAUGACUUCAAAGCCAACAAGCACCAUACCGAUGAGGUGGCGAUAAAAAUGAUGAUCAAAUAUGGGGAACGUUGUUUAAAAGAGUUGAAACAGAACUUGUAUCUUAGUCGAUAAAAGCUCAAGUUUGGGACUCUAAGGAGCUUGAGGAUGUGGAACAAUUACAAAGAUUUUUUGUUAAGAAACUUUAACCUUCCUUGUAACAGUCCAAAUUAUUUUGUAAAUUUAGAACUGAGCAAAAGUAGUAUGUUUGAGUAGACAAUAAAAUGUAUUUAACAAGUUUUUAAAAUGCCUACCAAUAGACUACCUUAAUGUAUUAGUAAAAACAAUAAUUAAAAAAAAAUUCUUGUUUCGGUAAAUGGAAAAAUAUGUGUAACAAGUUUAAUAUUGAUAACAAGCAAUGGAGAUUUAAGUACUUAUGGAGAACAAAUAUAAUAAUUUGUGGUAUUGUUCAAACUGAGAAAGUAAAUGCACAGUUAAAAGCAAGACAUAGGAUUUAUCAUGUUAUUUAUGAUAAAUUAAAUUACAAUGUCGAUCGACUGACUGGGGUAGCUGAGCGGUUAGUGUGAUACACUGUUGGCUCUUUGACCCAGGAUGCAUGGAUUCAGUUCCCACUGUCCCCCUGGCCGUUGUUUUAAUUCGGUAUUACAUGCCAGUGAUGUAAAAUUAAUCAUUAAAUCGUGUUAAUUAUUACAGGCAUUUAAUUCAGAUUAAUGUCUAUUAUGUAAAUUGUGCAAUCGUAAAGAAUUAGAAAACAUUAAUUAAUCAUAUUAUUGCUAUUGGUCUAAUUUUGAGGCAGUAUAGAGUCAAAUAUUUUUACAAAAGUACUUUAACAGAGAGUGAUCUUUGGGAUUAUGUGUAUGGUCAAAAUUGGGAUCUGUCAUGAAAAUAUUUGAAAGCCUCACUUGAUUGUUAAUUUUGUACUGUUUUGAUUUUUUUUUUUGUAAUUUUAAAUUUUUUACAAUAAGUUUACAGAUAGAUUUAUUUUCUUAUGCAACUGAGCUGAAGAGUAACUAAAGCAGAUAAUAUUUUU
Messenger RNA from Cimex lectularius (bed bug), 1325 nucleotides. Its product is annotated as LYR motif-containing protein 2. The record is from RefSeq and is a predicted model, not a curated record. Gene Ontology annotation, cellular component: mitochondrion. The coding region runs from base 116 to 409 and encodes 97 amino acids. The transcript is spliced from 4 exons. NCBI's taxonomy places the organism in Eukaryota, Metazoa, Arthropoda, Insecta, Hemiptera, Cimicidae.